This is a messenger RNA of Magnolia sinica, 1005 nucleotides long. RefSeq names its product transcription factor bHLH106-like. Gene Ontology annotation, biological process: regulation of DNA-templated transcription. NCBI's taxonomy places the organism in Eukaryota, Viridiplantae, Streptophyta, Magnoliopsida, Magnoliales, Magnoliaceae. The transcript is spliced from 2 exons. The record is from RefSeq and is a predicted model, not a curated record. Bases 71 to 754 code for a protein of 227 amino acids. Gene Ontology annotation, molecular function: DNA-binding transcription factor activity; protein dimerization activity.
CCCAAACAGAAUCCCACCAACAAACCCUACAAAACCCACAAACAGCACACUCUCCGACCCUCUUCUCCCCAUGCAGCCGGAAAACUCGUCGGGAAUGUCAGAAAUCUACCGGAUUCUGACACACACCGGGAUGCCACGUGCCAACGGGCCGGAGAUUCCGACCUUCUUCCCUACUUCGUUUUGCGCCUCGGAUAUGUCCGGAAUUACGGAACUGCCACAGGCUCGUGCCUUAGCUGCAAAAAACCACAAGGAAGCGGAGAAGAGGCGGAGGGAGCGAAUCAAAGGGCAUCUCGAUGAGCUACGGAGACUUUUGCCCUGCAAUUCGAAAACGGACAAAGCUUCACUGCUGGCUAAGGUGGUCCAACGUGUGAGGGAUUUGAAGCAGCAGACGUCUGAUAUCGCCGGGUCCGAUAUCUUCCCAUCAGAGACAGAUGAGAUAUCUGUCUUCUCAGAUGAAUUCUCCAGCGAUGGACGGUCGAUAUUCAAGGCAUCCGUCUGUUGUGAGGAUCGGUCCGAUCUGCUGCCGGAUCUGAUCGAGACGUUGAAUUCACUCCAUCUGAGGACACUGAAGGCAGAGAUGGCGAUGGUUGGAGGGAGAGUGAGGAAUGUGCUAGUUGUAGCCGGAGACCGAGAUUUCAACGGUGAUGAUUGCACCGAUCUCCUUCGGGACGCUCUGAAAGCUCUGGUGGAAAGAUCGGAUUCCAGUGAUCGGUGCAAGAGGCAGCGGAUCUUCGAUCGGAGAACGAUGAAAUGAAUUUUCUCUCUUCCUCGCCUGGCCCACUUGCUGAUUAUGUACAUUGGAGAUCAAGACCGUUCAUCUGGUGGACACUGAAGUGGAUCGGCUGUUGUACGAGUAUCUCAUAUGCUGCGGCAUUGGCGAUCUUCUGAUCAACGGUUAGAAACGAAGAUGAUUGCUGAUCAAGAUUCAACGGGAAAUGGGGCCCCUAUGACUGUCCAAACAUUUUAACUUUAGUAAAAUUGCUUAUUUGCAUAAGGCUUACCAAA